Sphaeroforma arctica JP610 is the source of this 997-nucleotide messenger RNA. Its product is annotated as histone-binding protein RBBP7. Bases 35 to 955 code for a protein of 306 amino acids. Gene Ontology annotation, biological process: regulation of gene expression. Gene Ontology annotation, molecular function: histone binding. NCBI's taxonomy places the organism in Eukaryota, Ichthyosporea, Ichthyophonida. Gene Ontology annotation, cellular component: NuRD complex; nucleus; ESC/E(Z) complex. The record is from RefSeq and is a predicted model, not a curated record. The transcript has 9 exons.
AGAAGAGUUUCUCAGGAGGACCGGCCGGUUUGUCAUGAACCGUUCAUUUGAGCACAACGGCGAGAUCAACAGAGCCAGAUGUAUGCCUCAGAAUCCAAAUAUAGUGGCCACGAAAGGACCCGCGCCUGAGCUGUUCCUGUAUGACAUUGGGGUGGAGGGUGAUUCGAAACGGGAACAACCAGUCCUCAAGCUCACUGGGCACGAGAAAGAAGGCUAUGGCCUGGCGUGGAACCCCAACAACCAGGGUGUACUACUGAGUGGGUCUGAUGACGGUGUGGUGUGUGUGUGGGAUGUCGAAAACAGCACAUCGCUGACCGGCCCAUCGCACACACAGGAUGCAAGGAGGAAAUUCACCGCUCACACGGAUAUUGUGGAGGACGUGGCAUGGCAUUGUACAAGCCGCAACGUUUUCGGAUCCGUCUCGGACGACAAAACUCUGAUGCUAUGGGAUGAUAGGGAAGAUGGCGCUGCGCCAGUAAUCUCAGCCACAGUCCAUACAGCCGAAGUAACAUGUCUAGCUUUCAAUCCCUUCAACGAGUUCAUCGUGGCCACAGGGUCGGUAGAUAAGACGGCGGCAAUCUGGGACAUCCGCAACCUAAAGAAGAGCUUACAUACAUUAUCGCACAUCGACGAGGUGGUGCAAGUGGCGUGGUCCCCCCGCCACGAAACCAUCCUGGCCUCCAGUGGCUCAGACAGGCGUCUGAUGGUGUGGGAUCUCUCGCUGAUUGGUGCUGAGCAAAGCGCCGCCGACGCAGCGGAGGGUCCCCCAGAAUUACUGUUUGUCCACUCAGGCCACACGGCGAAAAUCAGCGACUUUGAUUGGAGCCCAGACGAGGAGAGGACCAUCUGCACUGUGUCUGAAGACAAUGUGCUGCAGUGCUGGACGAUGGGCGCCCAUGUCUAUAGCGACUAUGAACCCGGCAUCAGCGAAGCAGAUCCGCCAGUAGAGAGUUAGGGUCUUGUACCGUAUGAUGCAAUAAAUAUAAAUUUUAAAUGA